GUAUCAUUACCCGAAAUUGAAAAUGCUGCAACCAUCCCUCAAAGAAUUUAACGAGUGGUUAAGUGAGUUUAUCAUCGAGAUAAAGCAAGGUGAUGACCUACAGAUUCCUGGCACAAAAACUGCAAUUAUUGGUGAUGAUCUAAAGGAAAUAUUGAAGCAAUGCACACUUGGCAAUAAACCAAAGUUGAACACUCUGGUUUCACAGACAGAUUCCACCUCUAAAGAGAGUGAUGUUGUUUGUCCAAAUGCUCCCAAACAUAUGGGCAAAGCCACAGAUAAAGAUAUUAACUGAAUUCUUGACUGCUCCAAAGCCGCACUUUGGGGUAAGAAAGGGAGUAAUAUUCGUCAGAAUAUUGAAGAAGCUAGGAAUCUAGAGCCUCAAAUUGAUCAGGAUGGUCUUGACUCCUUAUCCCAUGACCCAUUCUACAAAGAUCUAAUUGAAAAAGAGCAAAUGCAGGAACAAGAAGAAGCAGAAAAAUCCGAGAAGGCUAAAGAGAAUGCUAUCAAGAGCAAGGGUAAGGAUGUCAAGACUAAGACUCUGACUUUUGAGAUGAUUGCAAUGAACCGUUUCACCAUGAGGCUCAAUUUCUACAUGUCCAACAACAUUGUGUCAAUAGCAAAGAGAUAUGAUGGAAAAUUUGAUACAGAAAAGAAGGAGUGGGUUUUGCAUAUGAAGAAGUAUAAAGAAUGUGCUGAGGAGAUUAUUGCACAUCUCAAGCCAAAAGAUAUCAACAUAAGCGUCAUCCCUCAAUUUGUCUUCGAGCUUCUUGAGUAUAAAAUCCCGUUCUCAAAUCCAACCCUAAGUAGUAUAAUUGAUUAUGACUAUACUCUUGAUGAACGAUACAGAGUUGAUUUUGAAAAUUUAUCGCCUAAAAUCAAGGAUUCUUUAUACGAUUUUCAAAUCCAAGGAGUCAAAUUCGGCAUCAAAAAUUAUGGAAGAGUUCUAGUUGGAGAUGAGAUGGGUGUCGGAAAGACAAUACAAAGCCUAGCUAUAGCUUAUCUAUAUCGGAAAGAUUGGCCUUUACUUGUGAUAUGACCUUCCUCCCUCAAACUUACAUGGAGAGAUGAAAUAUUCAAAUGGCUUGAAAACUUUACAGAUGAUGAUAUUCAAGUGUUUAACAAAGGUAUGGAGCAAUUCAAGCCCAAUGCCCUGAUCUACAUCAUGAGCUACACUUUAGCGGCUAGGUUAGCUGAAAGUAUCUCAACUAAAGAAUUCGGAGUGGUCAUUGCUGAUGAAGCUCAUUACCUAAAAAGCAGAGAUUCCAAGAGAUCUCAAAACCUCGUCCCUAUAAUAAUGAAAUCUAAGCGAAUUCUUUUGCUCACAGGUACUCCUAUCUUAGCACGACCGAAUGAGUUGUACAAUCUCAUUCGAAUUUUGAGGCCUGAUAUCUUUCGUAAUUUCAAAGAUUUUGGAAAUAGAUAUUGAGAUCCAAAACCGGGAUUUUUCAAGAUGGACUGGACUGGAAAUGACAACAAAAGGGAGAUCUACUUUCUCAUAAAUCAACGGAUGAUGAUACGGCGGCUCAAGAGUGAAGUACUAACCCAAUUGCCUAGCAAAAGGCGUCAGAAAAUCUCAAUUCUGACCGAUCUCACAAUUUCAAAGAAGAUCGGAAAACUUCUGAACAAAGUCAAGAAUUGGGACGAAGACGUAGAAGAACGUCAGAGAGAGGAAGAUAGACGGAAAGAAGAAUUAAGCAAGCGGAUUAAUAAUUAUGAGUUUGAUAAACUAAUGGGUGAGCUCAAAGAUAUAGAAAAUCCAUACCUCAAUGCCCUCCAUGACAGACAUGGGUGUAUUGUAAAUGCAUAUAAGAUGACCGGUGAAGCUAAGACUAAAGGCAUUGUCGAGUUUGUAGCCACCUGACUUGAAAAUUCACUCAAAUUCAUCAUUUUUGCACACCAUCUGGAAGUACUAGAUGCUAUUGAAGAUGAAGUUAUUAAACACGAAACUUCUUAUAUUAGAAUUGAUGGAAGGAUUGAUACUGAAAAAAGGCACCAAGCUGUUGAAAAGUUUCAGUCAGAUCCAAAUUGCCUGGUAGCAGUUCUAUCCCUCACAGCUUCUUCCACAGGAAUCACUCUUACAGCAGCCAGUACAGUUGUAUUUGCAGAGAUGAACUGGACUCCAGGAAUAAUGGUCCAAGCAGAAGACAGAGUCCACAGAAUUGGUCAAGUUAACUCAGUCAAUGUCUACUAUCUCUAUGGUGAAAAGACUCUUGACCAACUAAUCUACCCACGCUUAAAGCUAAAAUCUGAAGUUAUCUCAAACUGCCUCGAUGGAGAAGAAGCAAAUUUUGAGAUUGAAAACACUGAAAAAGAUGACGAGCACGAAGAAGAGCGUAAAAAAUAUAGAGAAGCAAAAGAGCAGAGACGGAAACAACGCAAAGAAGACAGCAUCCGAAGGCACCAACAAAGAGUAGAUAAAGUCUGUGGUGAUGAUGAAGAAGUCAGUUUUGAACAGACAAAUAUCUCAGAUUUCUUCUUUCAAAACACUGUGAACAACAACAGAAAAAGGAUGAAGAUAUCUCUACCUCUGCCAGGAGCUGGUUUGCAAGGAGACCCGGAACAGGUAGACUCUAGCAGCUCUGACUCUGACAGAUCUUGGGAGGAGCUACCCUCCCCCACUCUUAAAGGAAUCCCUGAAGACCAAGAGAAGGAAGAAUGUCUUAUAGAUAUUCAGCAAGACGACUGGGAAGAAGGCAAUGAGAAAAAAUGGAGAGAUUAUGGUCAAAAAAGAUACAGGCUUAAGAAGAUCAUGAAAGAAGAGGAAUGGGACUCUAGAGAUUUCAGGAAGAGGCAUUUCGGGAAUAAGAAUUGGAAUUAUAAGAAGAAAAUGGGGAAUAAAGGAUAUUAUCGCCCAGCAAGGAAAAAUCAACUUCCAGCACCCCAAGAUCCUGAGGAUUGCAAUAAUAUGGGUCAUGUAGCACGGAUAGAGAAUGAGAUUGAAGAAGAGAGAGCGAUUCAGGAGAAUAAUAAGAGGCUCCAAAAGGGACUUGAGCAUAAUAUGUUUGACACUACAGAGUCAAAUCCUCAAAAUUUCCAGAAGCAUUCGAAAACUAAACAAAUUAAUCAAAAAGAUCAGUUUUCAGGGAGUUAUAUAUCCAAGAGAUCAUAUUAUCAUAACAAAAAUCAAACUUCAAAUUCUCAAGUGCUAAAGGUGAAAGAUAAUAAUACAAAUGUUGACUUUGUUAUCUCUCUUGGAGAAACAGCAAAGUAGACUAUCUAUCAAGCAAAUCAUUAGUAAAUUAAUUUUGAUAAAAUCAUGCUAAAAUUUCAAACC
This is a messenger RNA of Moneuplotes crassus, 3274 nucleotides long. The record is from the annotation of a GenBank genome assembly. Lineage: Eukaryota; Ciliophora; Spirotrichea; Euplotida; Euplotidae.